Molecule: messenger RNA, 411 nt
Organism: Talaromyces stipitatus ATCC 10500
Lineage: Eukaryota; Fungi; Ascomycota; Eurotiomycetes; Eurotiales; Trichocomaceae
Exons: 2
Coding region: 1-411 (136 amino acids)
Source: RefSeq, a predicted model, not a curated record
AUGACAUUCCUGAUUAGAAGAAGAGCGUUGAAAACAAAAUCCAAGGAUAAAGGCUUAUCAGUCUAUGGGGCAACUUGCUCCCCAGUCAACAUUGUUUCACCCACACAAACGCUGCCUCCAUCCGAUUCAGCCACGACACUCGCUGGAGCUCUAGAUACACCACCAUCAAACACAUCGCGGUGCAAGCAACUCAACGUUCCUGGGCCUCAAGAUGCGGCAGUCAAGAACUACAGUGAGUGGCAUGCAUCCAAAGUAGAUGACUAUGACCUCAAGAAUGAUUACCGAAAGGCAUAUCAAGUGAUCUUUAACCGUCCAGAUCCUAACUUUUUCAUAGAAAGGGAGGUGAAAAUAGGCACGGCCCAUCGUUUUGUUGAUGUUGAUGAUAUUAUGGAAUGGGCUGAACGUUAUUGA